AUGGUUGAUAAAGAGAACCCUUACAGUGGUGAAUAUAUUGGACAGCGACUGAGAGAAAAUGGUUAUGAUCCAAAGGGGAAAAGCCCUGCUACAAUGUUAGAUGAUCUGGCUAAUUAUGAUUUGGCUAUAAGUGUGGCUUUGUGGUGGCUCAAUAAAAAUGAUGGGAAGAAUGCAGCUGAGAAUGAUGUAGGAAUUAGCAGUUUAAGAUGUAUUAGCCAGUACCCUAAUCUCCUGGAAACAGAAGCAAUGAUUCUUCCUUCAUAUGCUGGAAUGCUUCUGAACAGCUUAUCCAUAGAAGACAUUCUGUCUCUGUACAAUUGCAAACCAGUGGUAUCAUACCCUCAUAGCUAA
This is a messenger RNA of Carassius carassius (crucian carp), 351 nucleotides long. RefSeq lists its product as uncharacterized. The record is from RefSeq and is a predicted model, not a curated record. The transcript is spliced from 6 exons. Lineage: Eukaryota; Metazoa; Chordata; Actinopteri; Cypriniformes; Cyprinidae. The coding region runs from base 1 to 351 and encodes 116 amino acids.